This is a messenger RNA of Trichobilharzia szidati, 1489 nucleotides long. The record is from the annotation of a GenBank genome assembly. NCBI's taxonomy places the organism in Eukaryota, Metazoa, Platyhelminthes, Trematoda, Strigeidida, Schistosomatidae.
GUAUUGCUUUGCAUUUAAUUACUUUAUCGGAUGGAAUAAAUGAAUUACAAUACAAAUUGUACAGUUUUCAAUUUGAAUUCAUAGAAGACGAAACGAGUUCAUCAUUAAUCAUAAACUCGAUAAAUUCUCUUAUAUAAUAAUUAUGUAAGAACACAAUGACUACAACAGAAAGUAUGUCAAGCAAUCCCAAUCAAACAAUCCCUUACCAACCAGAUCCAUUACAAUCGAAUCCAUUUUUGUCUAAAUUAGCUAAAACCUUUCAUGUAUCCAGUAUACCAGUAGCUAUUUUUAUUCUUAUAUCCAUAUGUAUCUGUUCUAUUACUAUACUCAUAAUGACAAUUCUAUGCAUUCGAACAUUUAUUCGUAAAAAAUAUAUACCAAAACCACAAAAGAAAAAAGAAAAACCAAUAUUUGUUGAUGAUAUACCAGGUCUACCGAAAUCAACUGAAUCGCUUCUUGAAUAUGGUAGAAUUGAAUAUGCAUUGAAUUAUAAUCUAGAGGCUGAAGAAUUAGAAAUCUGUGUCAUUCAAGCCAGCAAUCUAUUGGGUAAUUCUGGACAAGAAAAAUUAAGCACAUAUGCUGCUAUCUCAUUGAUUAAAUAUGAAAAGAAUGAAAGUGUGAACGGUAUUCACGGGAGUGGUAAACAUGUUAAACCAAUAGGCAAACAAUAUAAAACUGAUAUUAUACAUCAUUCAGAUCGACCAUGUUGGAAUCAAUCAUUUGUGUAUAAAAUUGCUCAAAGAAAAUUAGAAACAGCUGUUAUCAUCUUGGAAAUAUUUGACUACAAUGAAAAUUAUAUUGAUACAAGUUUAGGUAAGCUAGAAAUCCCGUUGUGUGAAAUAGAUCAUAGUGAGUAUGUUGGAAAGAUAUUAGAAAAAACUGACUGGUUAUUAAGCGGUAAUCCAAAAGACUCAGGACUCGGUGAAAUAUGUGUUGGUUUAGGCUAUUAUCCAAACAGUUCACGGAUUGAUGUUUGUGUAUUCGAAGCAAGAAGGUUAAUUUUAGAUAAUUAUUUAGAACAAUCAAAAAGUCGUUUUAUGAAAUUACCUGUCACAGAGUUAGAUAUUGCUGUUCAACUGAAAUACCAUAAUCGUUUAUUACAGAAAAGUAAAACACAAACACGUAAAGAAUUGACCAAUCCAUAUUUUAAUGAGAAAAUCAGUUUUCAAAUUAAAGAAAAGCAUAUUAAAGAUGCCUAUGUGGUAUUUCAAUUAAGACAAAUUGAAAAAUGGCGAUAUAAUCGUAUACUUGGUGAAGUUCAUAUUGGUUCUGGUGCAUCACAGUUGAAAGGUGUAAAACAUUGGGAUGAAAUGCUUAAAACUCCAUCAAAAUUACAUGUUAGAUGGCAUCCAAUUUUUCCAAAUGUAUCAAAAAUGAAUCCUCCGUUUGUUGACUGGCUUAUUAUUGAUCGUUUCCCAUAGAAGUUAUCUGUACCAUUUUGUUAAUUGUUUGUGUUUCUUUUUUGUUGAUUUGUUUUCUGUAUUUGUCG